Astyanax mexicanus (Mexican tetra) is the source of this 1607-nucleotide messenger RNA. It is a transcript of the gene gmnc, whose product is annotated as geminin coiled-coil domain containing. The record is from RefSeq and is a predicted model, not a curated record. Gene Ontology annotation, cellular component: nucleus. Lineage: Eukaryota; Metazoa; Chordata; Actinopteri; Characiformes; Acestrorhamphidae. The transcript has 5 exons. Gene Ontology annotation, biological process: negative regulation of cell cycle; negative regulation of DNA replication. Bases 173 to 1351 code for a protein of 392 amino acids.
GUGGUGUGUGUGUUGGGGUUGUGCGGGUGGGGGUGAUUCGUCACGUCCCAAGUGUGCCGAAUCAGCGCGCUGAGGACCGCACUCGGAUUAAGCGCGCGCUCCGGACAGCUCCCGGCACUCUUCUCGCGCCGCAGCUCGCGCCCAGCUCGUGCUCAGCAUCCUACCCCGCGAAAUGAGCGCCAUCCUCUCGUGCCAGGACGCCGCGAGCUUCGCAGGGGUCGCGCGCUACGCCUGUGCUUACUCCGCCUCGCCGCCGCCUCGCGCCACUGUUGACGUUUCCAAGGCGACGCUCGCUCCCUUCUGGGACGCCGGUGCCCUGGACAACGCGGGUUGCCAGCACGAGCCGCCGCUGCGGGACUCUCAGAUCCCUUCUGCCCAUGCUGUCCUGCACGACACAACCUGGCCGGAUCAGCUGUCCCCUCACCUCCAGAGGAACAGACAGCUGCAGGACACACUGAUGCAGAAGGAGGAGGAGCUGGCCAGACUGCAGGAGGAGAACAACAAACUCAAAGAGUUUCUCAACUCAUCCUAUGUCAAGUCUCUGGAGGAAAAGUCAAAGAGGCUUCUUUCUGCUCAGAGAUUCUCGGACACAAGGCAGAGGAAGCGGACACUUAACGAGGCGGGCAACUGUCUUAAUCUAAGCCGUUUGCUGCAGGGUGGCGAGGAAAAACGCGUAUGCCGAAACCUCUCUCUGGAGUUCUGCUCGGCCGAAGACUUGGCCAGCACCCCGCCGCUGGACUCUUGGAUCCUGGAGACCCUGGGAUUGCAGGACGAGGACACCAUUGACCCUGACAGCAGCUUCAGCAGCCCCACAACCGACUACACGCCUUCAUUCUGCUCUCCAGCACCCAGCACUGACCAUUUCAGCCCAGCGGCAAGGGACAGCGCCACCUGCAGUCCUGACACCAACAACCACUGCGAGUACGGCAGUGUCAUUGACUCUUCCAGCAGCUUCAGCCACAGCAUGGACUCCAGCACAGAGUAUUCAACCCUCGACCCCUCACCAUUGUACACAGUCACGUCUACAGGCUCACUGGUCAGCUCUCUGCCGGCUAUCGUUCCUACCGGACUCUUCACUCCACCUCGGGCUGCUUCAACCCCUCAGCGCUCACACAGUUCCACCUCAGGACCACACUGUCAAAACCACAGCUCCCCCAGUCUGCCAGGGUGCAACGCUGUGCUGUUCUCCACACCACGCACAACACGUAUUGGAACAGACUUAGCAUUUAGCAUGUCUUUAAGCCCACAGAGCAGUGUGAAGACACACACUUUCCCACAAGGACAGGCUUUCACACGAAGAGACUCGCAAGGUGGCUGGAACUUUACCUGGGUGCCGAAGCAGUGUUCUUAGAGAUAAUGAGUAACAGAUAUUAUUUUGUAGAGGAGAAGAGAAAGACCACAUUUCAAACACUUCUGGUAUUCCGCUGUUCAUGUCUUCCAGUGUGUAUUUAAUAACUAUUGUCAGUGAGACAUGAAGCCAUAUAGCUGAGAGGAAACUAAUUAAAUACUCAUUCAAAUAAACCAUAAGGUGAAUGUGUGUGUAGUGUGUUUUGAUUGAUUUGUGAUUGACAAAGAGGAUUUAUCUGUUCUGUUAGAAUAACCAAUAA